This is a messenger RNA of Triticum dicoccoides, 1471 nucleotides long. RefSeq names its product BTB/POZ and MATH domain-containing protein 2-like. The record is from RefSeq and is a predicted model, not a curated record. The transcript has a single exon. The coding region runs from base 123 to 1274 and encodes 383 amino acids. NCBI's taxonomy places the organism in Eukaryota, Viridiplantae, Streptophyta, Magnoliopsida, Poales, Poaceae. Gene Ontology annotation, molecular function: protein binding. Gene Ontology annotation, biological process: protein ubiquitination.
ACAAACUCUAACCUCUAUCCUUGCGUCUCGGCUGAAAUCCCAACUGCCUACCUUCCUUCUAAACUCAUCAAUGGAGGCCAGGCACGCAUGAUCUUGUGCACUCAACAAAAUCGUUAGCCGCCAUGGGUUGUGUCAUGUCCAGCUCCUCCACCCCAACUCCCUCCGCCACCGCCGCUGCCGCCGUCAAGCCUCAGACCGUCUCACCCAGGUCAGGCUCGCAUGUUCUACUUCUAUACAUCAACGUGUACCCGACAUACCAAGGGCUCGGCAACGGCAAGUGCGUCAAAUCGGAGACCUUCCUCGCCGGAGGCCGCCGCUGGUACGUCGAGUUCUACCCCGACGGCCAGGGCCCGCAGGACGCCGGCUGGAUAUCCGUCUUCCUCUUCCUCGUCCCGGCCGGCGCCUUCGAGGUCGUCACGACGCAGGUCAAGAUCAGCCUACUCGACGCUCACGGGAAGCCGGUGCCGUCCUACGGCCGCAGAGGUGGGUGGAGGUGCUGCACCUUCUCCAGCAAUGAAGGGCCGUGGGGUUACUCUCGGUUCAUCACCAGGGCUGAUCUGGAGAGAUUAGGUCACGUGUCAUGGGAGAACGGUGGUUUCGGUGUCCAAUUCGACAUCAUUGUGUCCAAGGAGAUUUCCACUGAGUACGUUCCUGGACGGAACCAUGAUCGCAUGCUAGUGCCGCCGUCGGAUAUCCUCCAUGAUCUCGGUCAGCUCCUCUCCUCCGGUGAAGGGGCGGAUGUCAUGUUCGAGGUCGGCGGUGAGAUGUUCGCCGCACACAGGUGUGUCCUUGGUGCUCGUUCCUCUGUCUUCAGGGCGCAGCUUCUGGGUCCAAUGAAGGAGAGCACAUCAAUGUGCGUGCAGAUAGAGGACAUGGAGCCAAAAGUAUUCCAGGCAUUGCUUCAUUUUACCUACACCGAUUCGGUGCCCGAUGUCGACGAUGCCGAUGCACUAGGGAUGAUCCAGCAUUUGCUUGUUGCCGCGGACAGGUACGGCCUCAAGAGACUGAAGUUGACCUGCGAAGAGAAACUAUGCGGUUACAUCAACACUAGCACAGUUGCCACUACAGUGGCACUCGCCGAGCAACAUGCUUGUCCUGCACUCAAGGAGGAAUGCUUCAGAUUCCUCGAGUCCUGUAACAAUAGCAUGCUGGAUCUGAUCACACGGAGUUCUGACUUUGAGCAUCUAGCAAGAAGUUGCCCGUCUAUUAUGAAGGAGCUUAUUCCCAAACUUGCUCGCAAACCUCCUUGUGUAAUAAAAUAUAGCAACAUGUAACUAGCUAUAUAUUGAGGAAGUUUCCAAAGUCCACAUUUAGUGAUCAACUGCUGUCGACGAGGAUGGGCGCAUGAUGGCCAAAGAAUGUACUGGACUGGUAGUACUGCUAUCUUUUUGCUUGGUCACGGUGCACAGCACACCUUUUUAUUUAACGUUUGAGUAUUACUAUGGAGUCAUUGAUUAUUUGAAUUAUUGAA